Molecule: messenger RNA, 1638 nt
Organism: Cydia splendana
Lineage: Eukaryota; Metazoa; Arthropoda; Insecta; Lepidoptera; Tortricidae
Gene: fd102C
Product: forkhead box protein C1
Exons: 1
Coding region: 110-1051 (313 amino acids)
Biological process (GO): regulation of transcription by RNA polymerase II; cell differentiation; anatomical structure morphogenesis
Molecular function (GO): RNA polymerase II cis-regulatory region sequence-specific DNA binding; DNA-binding transcription factor activity, RNA polymerase II-specific
Source: RefSeq, a predicted model, not a curated record
GCCAGAGCGCGCCGCGAUUGGCUGCGGGCGCGGCCGGCCCCCGGCCGGAGCACCCGUCGGGCGGAGCGCCUGCCCGGCUCACUCCGCCACGCGACCUCAGCCCGGCAACAUGUGCAGCGGUGCCGAGGGAGGCCCUUGGCCGCUGAAAGACGCGCCGACAGUUACCGCCGCGGCUCUCGACCACUACCGACUCCAACUCUACAACUACGCCGUCGCCGAGCGACUCCGCCUUUACCCUCCGAGUGUCGCACCAUGCUACGCACCAUAUGCUCCACGCUUGGCGCUCUCCAUGUCCCUGCUCCAACACCGAGCGCUCCAACCUGAAGAACCGAAACCCCAGCACAGCUACAUCGGCCUUAUCGCUAUGGCCAUCCUCAGCUCUCCGGAUCGCAAGCUCGUACUCUCCGACAUCUACCAGCACAUACUCGACAACUACCCCUACUUCCGCUCCCGCGGACCCGGCUGGCGGAACUCCAUCCGACACAACCUAUCCCUGAACGAUUGCUUUGUUAAAGCUGGACGAUCCGCGAACGGAAAAGGACAUUACUGGGCGAUUCAUCCGGCGAACGUAGAGGAUUUUAGGAAAGGUGAUUUUAGAAGACGAAAGGCGCAGAGGAAAGUAAGGAAGCACAUGGGAUUGGCAGUCGAUGAUGACGGAGAGGAUUCACCAUCGCCGCCGCCGCAGUCACCGCCGCCAACAACGCUCGCGCUGCCUUUUUGGGGAGCAGCGCGGUUGCCGGGAGGCGGCCAGCCGAGGAAGCGGCAGUUUGAUGUUGCCUCGCUGUUAGCACCGGAUGAUGUGCCUGAAAAGCGCGCCCGGAGAGACAGUAAUAGUGAAGAAGAAGCGGAGGAGGAUAUUGAUGUAGUGGCUAGUGAUCAAGAGCCGAGUCCGGAGAGCGAGGAGCAGUGCGCUGCGCCGGCCCCGUACCCGCUGCUGGGCGGCUGGUGGCCGGCGCUGGACCCGGCGCUGCUGCAGCAGCUGCGGCGGCACGCGGCCUCACCGCCACGCGCGCCCAGCCCCGGCCACCCCCAGCGCCCGCCGGACACUUAAACACAUUCCACGUCUCUGUAUAUUUUGUGAAUACUUAGUGAACUUUUCGUGUUAGAAAUCCCGACGGAUAAUAAAUGUUGCCUAGUGAAAUACUCAUGUUGAUGUUAAGCUGUCCUAUCUCCUGUUCUAUUCUGAAAUUUCUAUGCUCACUUCUUCGUGGGUCUUCAACGUCUAUCUAUCUAUUCUAGUUGUGUUGUGAUGAUGUUCUGAACUAUGUUUCGUGAUCGCGCGUUCAUAUCUUUUUCGCGGCGGUGCCUGGUGAUCUGUUAUUCUUAAUUUUACUAUAAGUAUGUAUAAUCUGUAAAUUAUUGUACAUUAUUCAUAUAUUUCCAAUAAUAAUACCUAUUUAGCGAAGUGUUCGUUCGUAGUAAUAUUCAUUCUAAUAAUGAAGUCUGAAAACGACCAAUCGGCUGUAGAUUAAUAUUCUUAGAGCUAUUUGUAUAUAUGAUAAAUAUGAUAAUGAAGGUCACAUUGUUAUGGACAAUGUUGAACAUGCUGUUAUCUGUUUAGUAACAAGACAUUAAUGGAUUUAAAUUACAAUAUGAUGAGUCUAUACAAAUCUCUGAAUAAAUAGAAAGUUUAACUUA